Colletotrichum siamense is the source of this 666-nucleotide messenger RNA. RefSeq lists its product as uncharacterized. The transcript has a single exon. The coding region runs from base 1 to 666 and encodes 221 amino acids. The record is from RefSeq and is a predicted model, not a curated record. Lineage: Eukaryota; Fungi; Ascomycota; Sordariomycetes; Glomerellales; Glomerellaceae.
AUGUCGAGGUCCGUGGCUCGCGGCCUUCGCAAGCGGUUCAGCUUUCCUACGUAUCGUCGCAAGAGCCUAGACCCCUGGUCGAUCUCGCAACAACCUGAGCAGGGCCUGAGGUCGGACGUCAUGAUCAACUGGGAGGUGGACUUUAUAAACCUGAACAAGGAGACUCCUCAAGUGGAUCUGAUCGACGACUUACCGCAUCUUCAGUGGCUCAGACACAUCGAGAAAAUCGUCGUUGAAACGUGGUUCAGCGAGUGUAAGUCAAUCAUCGAGAACAUGAACGGGCUCACAUCGGAGAACAAGUGGCUGCUGGGGAUGAGGCACUGGCUCCCAAACCUCAAACUCAUACAGCGUGAGUUCACCAACAGGGCGCCAGUCGUUCUCAACGAAUGGGCAUUUUUCCAGACAAGCUAUCUACUUCGUGAGGCAGAAGAUACCCCACCGAGCUGGAGGCAUACAAGGCAAGUUGCGACUGACGUCCAUUGGCAAUCCUGGAUUUCUUCGCCCAAGACACCUCAGUGGACUUAUUUUCUAGAGAGAUUACAGAGCACUGGUGUCGAACUUCGAGAUGUGAUGUCGCAGGAAAUCGAAUUGUAUGACGAGGUGUUGGGCAGUAGAAGACUUUUCCAAGGGCUCGGGCAAAUCGAGGCGAAGGAAUGGGACUCGUGA